Alternaria metachromatica is the source of this 2337-nucleotide messenger RNA. RefSeq lists its product as uncharacterized. Bases 1 to 2337 code for a protein of 778 amino acids. The record is from RefSeq and is a predicted model, not a curated record. The transcript is spliced from 2 exons. Gene Ontology annotation, molecular function: protein serine/threonine phosphatase activity. Lineage: Eukaryota; Fungi; Ascomycota; Dothideomycetes; Pleosporales; Pleosporaceae. Gene Ontology annotation, biological process: protein dephosphorylation.
AUGUCUCCCCCACCUAUGUCAGCAAAGUCUUUCGGCACCUUCAUCGACUCGGAGCCGUCGACGCCAGCCUACUCACCAAGGAUGGACCACCAGUGGGACGACUCAUCGGUGGUCCUAGUCCGCCCCAUGUCCUCGUCUUCUGAACCUUCAAGUCCUACUGAGCCAGUAUGGCGCAUGUUACAACCACUCCCGGUGAAGGCCCCACCAAAGCCCAAAGCCAGCGCCGUCAGACCUCAGUCCAAAGAACCCGUCACCUCUGCCAAGGAGAUUUCAUCACAGACAUCGCUUGCAUCACACCCUACUAAGCAGGCGAGCUACGUCAAUCGCCCGCACGCGAUCAAGCUAGCAAGCCUAUCACAACAAGAUUUCCCCCCGAAGAGCGAAGACAUCCCACAGGGUGAUGUUACAUCACCUCAGCCGACAGCCAGCACACCCACAGCGGCCGCCUUCGGAAAACUGGCAAACAAGAUGAAGUUGAUGCUCCGGCGUAAGAACACGAACGCAAAGAAAAAGGAGAAGAAGAAGCGAGAGUACGAAGAGGUAGACCGACGCGUUCUGUCAAGUCCGUUAUCACGUGCCCUCUCGCAGACAAGACUCCUACAAACCCAUCCCAAGAGUUCAAGAACCAACGGAAGAAACAUUGCCCUCUUCAACACGCGAUGGAACCAACCAGCCAAGGACUCCACAACCACACUCCUAGAAUCGCGCUUCCCAACCAAGACCGUCCUUGUACUCCUCACCCUAGGCGGCCUAGCAUACUACUUCGUCGACAUAGUAGAAACCGACUGGACAGACAGCGUCUACGGCGCCUUCGAAACCGGCGACGAUGCCUCGCAGCUCGCCCAACCCCUCCACUUCUACUCCUCCAAAGAAGAAGUCCAACACAUCCUCGACUUCCACAUCCCAGACCUCAGCGCCCCGAUGAAAGAUCCCGCCAUAGCGAAGUUCUUCUCGGAGCAAUUCGACAAGCUAUGCUACGGAUGGAUGAUGACGCCCGAUGAUUCAAAGAAGGGUGUCGAAGGCAUGCCGGACGUGCAAAUGCCCAUAACACACGGAUGUCGGUUCCGCAGCAACGAGCCAUGUGAGGAUUUCUUCGCACUAGGAACGUCGCCUGGUCCCGGGCAGAACCUGUGGAAUUACUGGACUGUACUAGAUGGGCAUGCAGGACGACACACGGCAUUCUACCUCCAAUGGACACUAAUCCCCAUGGUAUCCUCCGCACUCAGCACCCUAACACCGCACGCCUCGAGCCACCAAAUCGAAAGCAGUAUAAAAACCGCCUUCCUCGCCACGGACAAAAGUAUCAUGUCCCGCGCCAAAACAGCCGCAGCCUGGUUCCCCGCCGCCAACGCCGCCGCUAUCGCCGCGCUCACACCCGCUUUCUCGGGGUCCUGCGCGCUACUCGCUGCAUUCGAUCCCCAAACCUCCAAGUUACGCGUCGCAUGCACAGGAGACUCGCGCGCCGUCCUAGGCCGCUGGGACCCCUCCACAUCCUCCUACACCGCCAUCCCCCUCUCCGAAGACCAAACCGGCUUCAACACCAAGGAAGUAGAGAGAUUGGCAAACGAACACCCAGACGAACCCUCCGUCAUAGACCCCAAAACAGGCCGCAUGCUAGGCAUAGCCGUAACCCGCGCCUUCGGCGACCACCGCUGGAAAUGGGAUAACGACACGGUCAAGGCGUGCCAGCACAAAUUCUGGGGUACGGCGCCGCGGCCAGGGAAUCUAAGCCCGCCCUAUAUGACGGCAGAGCCUGAGGUAACGGAAACGGAAGUCGUGAGGAGGGAGCCGCGGGAUGGCAUGUUGUGUGGUGAUGACGGGAAAGCAGAAGAAGGCGGGAAAAGCGAUUUCCUCAUCCUCGCUUCCGACGGCCUAUGGGAUCGUAUCUCAUCCGCUCAUGCCGUAGAGUGCGUAUCCCGCUAUCUCUCCGCGCGCGCCCGUGGCCAAGGCUCUGUGAAGGCCGACCCGGAACUCCUGCGCAACCCUCCUGUUUUCCCGUCCAACUUCUCCAGUUUGGAUCCGGGUGUGACGUGCGAUCCCGCGGCAGGCGAAGACGUGGAUUGGAAAGCGGAGCCGCAGUAUUUUGCGAUUGAAGACGAGAAUGCGGCGGUUUGUUUGGCGAGGAAUGCGAUGGGUGGGAAUAGGAGGGGGUUGUUUCUGGGGGUUUUGGCGGGGCCGGAGCCGUUGAGUCGGAAUGCGGUGGAUGAUACUACUAUUAUGGUUGUGUUUUUUGAUAAGAUUGGUGAGGGGGGGGGGAAGGGGAAGGGGGGUAGAAAGGUAGAAGAGAGUAGGGGUGGAGAGGGGGAGAAGAAGAAGAGGUGGUGGUGGCCGUUGUGA